Molecule: messenger RNA, 849 nt
Organism: Prunus armeniaca (apricot)
Lineage: Eukaryota; Viridiplantae; Streptophyta; Magnoliopsida; Rosales; Rosaceae
Source: the annotation of a GenBank genome assembly
AUGGUCGGAACAACUCUUCUCUCCUUCUUUACAGUCCUUGUUUCUCUCUCAUGUCUCUACAGUCCUACAAGUUCCUCCUCUACAGACUCCUUUGUGUUUGGAGGCUGCACACAGCAAAAGUAUGCACCCGACUCGCCCUACGAGUCGAAUCUCAACUCACUCCUCACCUCCCUGGUCAACUCGGCCACCUACUCCUCCUACAACAACUACACCAUCAUGGGCUCAAGCCCUCAAGACGUCAUCUACGGACUCUACCAAUGCCGUGGUGACCUGGCCAUGCCCGACUGCGCCACGUGUGUUGCUCGUGCAGUGAGCCAAGUAGGGCACCUCUGCUCCUACACCUCCGGUGGCGCUCUUCAGCUAGAAGGAUGCUACAUCAAGUAUGAUAACACUAGUUUUUUGGGCGUGGAGGACAAGACUGUGGUGUUGAAGAAAUGUGGGCCGUCGAUUGGGUAUGAUGCCGAUGGAAUGGGCCGUAGAGAUUCAGUGUUGGCGGCCUUGGUUGGGUCCAGUGGGCCAUAUAGGGUUGGUGGGUCCGGGGAAGUGCAGGGUUUGGCGCAAUGCGUUGGUGAUUUAAGCUUAUCGGAGUGUCAGGAUUGUGUAUCGGAGGCAAUCGGACGGGUUAAAAGCGAGUGUGGUGGAGCUGUUUAUGGUGAUAUGUUCUUGGCCAAGUGUUAUGCUAGGUACUCAACUGGUGGAUCUAAUUUUUACUCCAAGGGCCAUCAUGAUAAAUCUAUCAAUGAUAGUGAGAAGACAUUUGCUGUUAUUAUUGGACUAUUGGCUGGAGUUGCUCUGCUCAUCGUUUUUCUUACCUUCGUCAGAAAGGUGUUCGGGGGAAAUGGUAAAUAA